AUGUCGCGAAGCGAGGAAGUAGACGUGACUGAUCUCCCUGGAGUUGAUACUGAUUUUCACGUUCAUCUGCGACAAGGAGCCCUUUGCGAACUUGUAACACCUCAUGUGCGAACAGGAGGGUUUACUCUGGCAUAUGUCAUGCCAAAUCUCAAACCACCCAUCACCACCACUGAUCAGGCUUUAGCCUACAAAGCUGAGCUGGAAAAGAUAGAUCCGGACGUAGAAUAUCUAAUGACACUCUAUCUCUCGCCCGAUCUUACACCUGAUGAAAUCAGGAAGGCUAAGAAGGCUGGCAUCGUCGGUGUCAAAUCAUACCCCAGAGGCGUCACCACAAAUUCUGAUGGAGGUAUUGAAUCAUACGAGGCUUAUUAUCCUGUCUUCGAGGCCAUGCAGGAAGUCGAUAUGGUUCUUAACCUCCACGGUGAAGUUCCCUCUGAUUCUGCUACAAAUACCUGUGUCUUGAACGCUGAGCCUACUUUCCUCCCGCAUCUAUUCAAGCUACAUGUCCGUUUUCCUGCUCUGCGCAUCGUUCUUGAGCACGCCACUACACGUGCUGCUGUGGAAGCGGUAAAAUCACUGGGUCCAACCGUGGCCUGCACCAUUACCGCUCACCAUCUUGCAAUCACAGUAGAUGAUUGGGCUGGUCAAGCAUGGAACUAUUGCAAACCUGUAGCAAAAUUUCCUGACGACAGAGAGGCCUUACGAGAAGUCGUGCGAGAAGGUCAUCCAAGUUUUUUUUUGGGUUCUGACUCUGCACCACACCCUCCGCACACCAAGUCUACUUCAACACCGAAAGAUCCAUGUGCUGCAGGGGUAUAUACAUCGCCCAUCCUUCUCCCCUUGGUUGCACAGUUGCUAGAAUCAUUUAGCGCAACGGACAAACUGGAGAACUUCGUCAGUGGCUUUGGUCGUCGGUUUUACAAGCGAGACGUAGAUCCAGCUGGUCCAGUCAAGACAGUAAUGCUAAGGAAGGUGGUAGGGCAGAAAAUUGCGGAAGAAUGGAUCCUUGGUGAUCAAAGUGUAGUACCAUUUUGGGCCGGGAAAGAACUUGAGUGGGAGAUUGCUAAAGAAGUUUGAACCUGGAUUUCGUCAGGAGGGGCAGUUGGUGAUACUCGAUUGGUGGGGUUUGGUUUCACGGUGUAGUCGGAACAGCAAUACUGGGCCUCCAGGAAGAAGAGAAGACAAGUUUCAUACUUUAAGUAUGGUCAAUGAUCGAGAAAGGAAAAGGGCAAUUGCAGUCGCAAUGUUCGAGCGGUGUAAAGCUCAGUUUCAUUUGAUAACGUUGAGCUACGCCCCGAGAACAACGUUGCUUCAUAUGUUAGGACACGUCAUGAAUAUAUAGUGCUGUCGCUA
This is a messenger RNA of Serpula lacrymans var. lacrymans S7.9, 1353 nucleotides long. RefSeq lists its product as uncharacterized. Gene Ontology annotation, biological process: 'de novo' pyrimidine nucleobase biosynthetic process; pyrimidine nucleotide biosynthetic process. The coding region runs from base 1 to 1077 and encodes 358 amino acids. The transcript has 7 exons. Lineage: Eukaryota; Fungi; Basidiomycota; Agaricomycetes; Boletales; Serpulaceae. The record is from RefSeq and is a predicted model, not a curated record. Gene Ontology annotation, cellular component: cytoplasm. Gene Ontology annotation, molecular function: dihydroorotase activity.